UAUACCAUAGUCCUUUGCGCGCUAAAAAUAUUCAGCAAUCAUCAAUGUCGCUGGAAAAUUAUGUCACGGUGUCUGUUAUCGUUUGGGGUGUUAAACAGUAAUUUCAAGCGUAUUUGUGCAUCUUUAUAGUCAUCGGAUGGAAUAUGUAAUAGGACUGCGGUCCUGUGUCACUCUGACUCGACAGAUCGUAGAUAACGCCACAUGAGUUUUUCAGCUGCUGUUUGGAGUUUGUUUAUUUUGCUGUAGAUAAUGGCACCUACAAAGAUGAAGCUGCGGGUGCGGAAGAAGGAUGGCCCGAGCAAGGCUUCUCAGUCUGUGUCGGCGGAAGCCUCUCCUGACUCCAAGUGUCCCAUCUGCCUCGAUCGAUUUAACAACAUGGCCUACCUCGAUCGCUGCCUGCACAAGUUCUGCUUCCGGUGUAUCCACGAGUGGUCUAAAAACAAAGCUGAAUGCCCUCUAUGCAAGCAACCCUUCAACUCUAUCUUCCACUCUAUAAAGGCUGAGAACGACUUCAAGGAGUUUGUCCUGAGGCCUACUGAAAAUGGUUCCUUUGCCAGCCCCGAUGGACGCAGGUUCCGGUACCGCACCACGCAAACGAGGGAACGCAGGCAGACCCAGCGCAGGACAUCUCCACCUCAGGACAAUGGAGUUUUGUUUGAAGGUCUGGCGGCAUCUUCUGCUCUGCAGCCGGACUCAGGGUUUCAUCGCAUGAUGACAAUGAUGGCUGCUCGUCGGAGGGCGCAAAACGAGGGCAGGACGGUGCGGCAUCUGCGUGAGCAGGAAAUGGUUUCAUUCAGGCGUGCGCUGUACCGCUCGGGUGUGAGGGUCCGGAGUGUGCGGGACGGUGGCCGCUACAGGGAUAUCUCUGCAGCCUUCUUUCAGAGGAAUCCGGCAUGCCUCCACAGGCUGCUCCCCUGGCUCAGACGGGAGCUGACAGUGCUCUACGGUGCACAUGGCUCUCUCGUUAACAUAGUUCAGCACAUCAUCAUGUCCCGCAUCACCAGGUAUGACAUGGAGGACCAGGCGAUCCACGAUGAGCUGCGGCCCUUCUUGUUGACGCGCACUGAUCACUUCUUACAUGAGUUCAUAAGCUUUGCGAGGUCCCCGUUCAACAUGGAGGCGUAUGACCAACAUGCCAUUUAUGACUGUCCUGCACCAUCGUACGAAGAAGGCAGCACCUCUGACUCCUCUGUUAUUGCCAUUUCAGAAGACGAGGCUGGUUCAGUGGAGCUCAGCCAGCAGGCAGUUGCUGUGCCAACCAGCGUCCUGAGCCAGGCGCCAUGGGAUGAUGAAACGCCAGGACCAUCAUACUCCACUACAGAGCAAGUUCAUUCGCUCUUGCCACCUGUCAGUGAGUCAGAGUCUGGAAGCAGUAGAGAGGAAGUAGAAGUGGAGGAGCCUCGAUCCUCAGCACAGCAGGGAGCUCACGUGAAGAGUGAUCCAGCAGUAAAUGAUAGUGGAGAUGUCUCAUCUGAUGAGGAAGACUGUGUUAUUGUAGGCUACGUCAAGCCUAUGGCAGAACGGACACCUGAGCUUGUACAGCUCUCCUCCGAUUCAGAAGAGUCUGAUCACAAUGAGGGCACAGAGGCAGCUCAAAAGCCCCAGCAUAUUCACUUUCCGAGCCUCAGUCCUCCAUCCUCCAUAUGCUCUUCAGCAUCCAGACACAAGUCACCUCAGUCUACUGGGAGAUCAGAGCAACAGGAACGGAACUGGGCUUCACCUGAAAACAAAAGGAGACACUCUCCUUCUCAUAGAGGCAAAGAUGAAGCCUCUGGGGUGAGGGAGAGCAGCAACAGCAAACAUCAGUCAAGUUCUCAAUUAGGGAGACAAUGCCGAUCCAGAGAAAGGUCAAGAUCCAGAAGCAAGGACAGGUCCAAUCAAAGCCACAGCAGGCGCUCGAGAAGCACAGACUGGAGCUGGUCAGCAAGAAGUCCAACUAUAUCUUUGAACAGCGAUAGCACACUCUCCAGGGACAGGAGAUGUUCAAGGUCAAGGAGCAGGGAUUGCUUGCCCUCUAAAGAUGGGUCAUGGAGAAAGAAACGGGACAGAGACUACAGUCAGUACAAACGGAGCCGGGAGAAGUCCUUGUACUCCUACAGCUGGGACUCGUACAGCCAUUACAGCCGUGAGAAGGAGAGGACUGAUGCGCUGUACGUGCAGAGCAGGUCUUACUCCUCCAGCUUUCACGUGAGCCCAGAUUACGGCUCUCGUUCACACAGACGCAGCAGACCCAGGGAGUCCCACCGGAGGGAGAGACGUCGCUCCAGGAGUCACUCCCGGACCCGGUCCAGGAACCAGUCCAGGAAUCGGUCAAGCGGAUCCAGGAGUCACUCCAGGAUUCAUUCAAGGAGCCGUUCCAGGAGUCACUCCAGCAGCAGCUCCCGCUCUGCCCAUCGGAGGGCACGGCAUGAGAAGCCUGGCGGGAAGAGGAAGUACAAGACACGGCAUUUGGAGGACACGGGCAGAGAUCACAUCUCAAAGCAGCAUGUGUCCUCUUCCAGCCUCAAGGAGAAAAGGGGCAGCAGUGAGAGGCACCACAACAGGUCUCGGAAGAACAAGAGCCGGAGCCCUAGUGUAGAGAUCAUAUACGAGGGUAGGGCCACGGGUGAGAGCCGGAAGCGUCACAGGAAAAAGAAGAAACACAAAAAGAAAUGCCGAAAGAACAGGAGCAGCGACAGGGCUGUGCAGAAGUCACCAGUGGUCAUCACUAUAGACAGCGACACCGAUCACAGCCCAGCUGUUGUGCACGAGGUUAUCCCCAGUGUCAUCCCUGUCAGCAACGAAAAUGGGGUUCCCCCCACUGCCAACCACCCCUCUGACACAAGCCUCCUUGAGUCAAUCUUGCAGGAUUUGGAACAGCACUUAAUGCCCAUUGAUCCCAGCAGUGUGGAUGUGUCGAACCCUGAAACUGUUUCUGCUGAAGUCACCUUUGGUGAUAUUCGUGAUGCGCUCCAGAGUGAGAGAAAGCAGUCGUCCCUUCCUGCAGGGGCUGGGACAAGUACCACCAUUGCCAUGGUAACCAGCGAGCACAGCUCUUCAGAGCAGACGGUUUCCAUGACCAGCCCUGACAACAGCAUGGCGAGUUAACUGUCACUGAAACUCUGUACACUGCAAAAAUGUACUUAUUUUUCUGGACUUGCAGAUUACUGGUAAAUAAAACUUUGUUCUUGUCAGGGUUCUU
Messenger RNA from Scleropages formosus (Asian bonytongue), 3181 nucleotides. RefSeq names its product topoisomerase I binding, arginine/serine-rich b (gene toporsb). Bases 250 to 3087 code for a protein of 945 amino acids. Gene Ontology annotation, biological process: protein polyubiquitination; protein monoubiquitination. Gene Ontology annotation, molecular function: ubiquitin protein ligase activity. The transcript has 2 exons. Lineage: Eukaryota; Metazoa; Chordata; Actinopteri; Osteoglossiformes; Osteoglossidae. The record is from RefSeq and is a predicted model, not a curated record.